AUUUUUAGUGGGAUUACAUUGUCGAAACAUAAAGUUUUAAACUAGUACUUUGUAACUCAUUACUUUUAUUCUACCAAGCAUUUUGACCCGGAAGCAGUUUUUGGUCGUUGCUAAGUCAAUGCUUGAGAUCGAACUUGAAGCUUCAGUUAAAAUAAAAACACGUUCUCUUUUCGUCUAGUUUUAAGCAGGAAUGACGAGUGCUCAAUGAGGUCUCACGUCAGCGAUGGCUGUAGUGUCAUGGAAGGAGAUCUGUCUUCUGACUGGACUGGUGGUGGGCUGCUACUGGAACAGCCUGUUCUGUGGCUUCGUGUUCGAUGAUGUCUCUGCUAUCCUGGAUAACAAAGACCUUCGCCCCAGCACACCACUGAAGAACCUCUUCCUCAAUGACUUCUGGGGCACACCCAUGUCAGAGGAGAGGAGCCAUAAGUCCUACAGGCCGCUUACUGUGCUCACCUUCCGCUUCAAUUACCUGUUCAGCGAGUUGAGCUCCUCAUCAUACCACCUCCUCAAUGUGGUUCUCCACGCUGUGGUGUGUGUCCUCUUCCUCCACUUCUGCCGUCUGCUCUUGGACCGAAGCACCAGCCUCAUAGCGGCUCUGCUGUUUGCAGUCCAUCCCAUCCACACAGAGGCUGUGACAGGUGUCGUUGGCAGGGCUGAGUUGCUGUCCUCCAUUUUUCUGCUGGCUGCUUUCCUGGCAUACACCAAAUCAAAAGGCGCCGAUCACUCCAUAGUGUGGACUCCCAUCAUUUCAACCGUGUUCCUGGUUGCCGUUGCCACGCUAUGCAAGGAGCAGGGAAUAACUGUCAUUGGGAUAUGCUGUAUUUACGAGGUGUUUGUUGCCCAAGGGUUCACUCUGCCCAUGCUGAUUGACACCUUACUUCAGGUGUUGAGAGGAAAAGAUGGUUUUCCCUAUGCUGUUCUCCAGACCCUGCUGAAGCUCAUUGUCUUGAUCAUCAGCACACUAUUGCUGGUCAUCGUCAGGGUGCAGGUCAUUCAGUCCCAGCUGCCAGUGUUCACCAGGUUUGAUAAUCCAGCUGCCGUCAGCUCCACCCCGAGCAGGCAGCUGACCUUCAACUACCUCCUGCCAGUAAACGCCUGGCUGCUGCUCAACCCCUCUGAGUUGUGUUGUGACUGGACAAUGGGCACUAUCCCUCUUGUGGAGUCCCUACUGGACCCUCGCAACCUCGCCACAGUGGUAUUUUAUGCCAUGUUGAGCCUCCUGGCUUAUCACAGCCUUUGGUACGGCCACAGCUCUGCAAAGAUCGUCAUGAUGGCACUGUCGCUGAUCGUCCUUCCUUUUAUCCCUGCAUCCAACCUUUUUUUCCCUGUGGGCUUUGUUGUAGCCGAAAGAGUCCUGUACGUGCCCAGCAUGGGAUUUUGUGUUUUGGUAGCCCAUGGAUUUAAACUCCUGUCCCAAAGAGGAGCCCUAAAGAAAACGUCUUGGUUGCUCAUGGGAGUUCUUCUAACAACACACGCCGUGAAGACUUUCAACAGAAACUGGGAUUGGGAGUCCGAAUACACGCUUUUUACAUCUGCACUGAAAGUGAGCAGGAACAAUGCCAAACUCUGGAACAAUGUCGGACAUGCUUUGGAGAAUCAAAAUAGUUAUGAGCGAGCGUUGAGAUACUUCCUUCAGGCCACAAGAGUGCAACCAGAUGACAUUGGGGCCCACAUGAACGUUGGGAGAACCUACAAAAACCUGAACAGGUCCAGAGAGGCAGAGGAGGCAUAUCUUAUUGCAAAAUCCCUUAUGCCACAGAUCAUUCCAGGGAAGAAGUAUGCAACCCGUGUGGCCCCCAACCAUCUGAACGUCUACAUUAACCUGGCAAACCUAAUUCGGGCGAAUGACUCCCGCCUGGAGGAAGCCGACCAACUCUAUAGGCAGGCCAUCAGCAUGAGACCGGACUUCAAGCAAGCCUACAUCAGUCGAGGGGAGCUUCUGCUGAAAAUGAACAAGCCCAGUGAGGCGAAGGACGCCUACCUACGAGCGCUGGAGCUGGACCAUACCAAUGCAGACCUGUGGUACAAUCUGGCAAUUGUCAAUAUUGAGAUGAAGGACCCCUCAGAGGCUUUGAGAAACUUUAAUCGUGCAUUGGACCUGAAUCCACGGCACAAACUGGCACUCUUCAACUCAGCGCUUCUCAUGCAAGAGUCAGGUGAGGCAAAAUUUCGCCCAGAGGCAAACCGUCGCUUUCUCACCUACGUGAAAGAAGAGCCGGAUGAUGCUAACGGCUACUUCAACCUGGGCAUGCUGGCAAUGGACGCUAACGAGAACGAAGAGGCCGAGCGCUGGAUGCGGGAGGCCAUUCGACUGCAACCUGGCUUCCGCAGCGCUUUGUUUAACUUGGCCCUGCUCUACUCUCAGUCACAACGUGAACUGGAUGCUCUCCCGGUGCUUGAGGAACUGCUGCGGUACCACCCGGAGCACGUCAAAGGUCUGAUCCUCAAGGGAGACAUCCUCAUGAACCACCGCAAGGAUACGCCUGGCGCCAAGGCCUGUUUCGAACGCAUCUUGAACAUGGACCCCAGCAACGUGCAGGCCAAGCAUAACCUCUGUGUGGUGUACUUCGAAGAACGGGAGCUCCAGCGUGCCGAGCGCUGUUUAAUGGAGACUCUUGCCAUGGCCCCGCACGAAGAGUACAUCCGACGGCACCUCGCCAUCGUACGCAACAAAAUGGCCUCCAUGAGCACUGCGGGCCAGUUGAUUGCACCAACAGAGGGUGGUAGUGAAUCGGACAAGCAGCAAGAGCAAAAACAACAGGACAAACAGGAGGAGGAGGAAGGGCGAGGUGUUGCCUCAGGAGCAGGGGAGGGGGCCAGGAAAGAGAAGAAUUUGAGGAAAUCCUCCCCCAAAGAAAGCGUCAGCAGCCAGGGCCACGGCCAAUCAAAGAAGCUGGAUGCGGGCCAGCCUGACAAGCGGACUAAGAGCAAAUCCACAAAAGAGAUUAAAGAUAUAGAAAAGAAAAGGGCAGCUGCCUUGAAGAGACUGGAGGAGAUUGAACGCAUAUUAAGCAGCGAUUAACCUUGUUUGUCAACCACCACACUCUUUUUAUUUAAAGUGCAAGAAUGAGACUCUUCUGUUUUUUUGUUGUUUUUUCGAGACCUUGAUUAUGCAUGUUUCUUGGCGCUUUUGUUUGACUGUUUUGUGUAUUUUAUAUAUUGUGUGGUAUACCUCCUUUUCCCACAGCUUUAAUUAUGUAAAGCUGUCUGAAAAGGAAAACCAGGUGUGCACUCACAACAAGCGCUGAAAAAAAACACAAAAUUAGGUACUUUUUUAAAAGAAUCCCUACUAAAAAAAUCAUUUAUUACUGUAACGUUUAUUUAUUUAUGAUUGUCUAUAUUCGAGUCACUGGAUUAGUUUUUGUCACUUUUUUGUUUGAAUUUACCAAAUCACAGGCAAGUAUUACUCAUAAUCACAAAUAAAGUAUUGGUAAUAUCAGCCAGACCAUUUUAUAGCAGGUCCUCUGUGUGGUCCGUCACAUGGUUGUUAUAAUUUAGCUCAGCAGACCCCUCUCCCUCUUUGCAUGACAUCACUGCACUUCCUCCAAUUCACUGCUGGUGUUUAUUCAUGUGUCAUUAUUGCUGCUGUUGUUGUUGUUGUUGUUGUUUUUAGUUAUGACACCAAAUGGUGUCAGCGUUUAAUUAUAUCCUCUGACAUAAUCUCAUUCUGAAUUAGGGUCACCUCCCUUCUCCAGCCCUCUUUUUGCAGGCUUCUGGGAUUUAUCUGUGUGGCUGAGUGGUCAUACAGAGGCAAACUUUAUUCUUUGGAGUUUUUCUUUUCUCUUUAAGGUUUUCGUGGCUUCUGACUGUUUCUUGUUCUCCCCACAGAGAUCUCUCCUUAAAAUUAUAAUCGGGAAAAAAAUGUAAAGGAAUAAUUCACCCAAAACUAAACAUCUGUCAUCAUUUACUAACCCUCAUGUCAUUCAAAACCUGUAUGACUGACUUCUUCUGUGGAACAUAAGACAUUUUUUAUUCCCAUGUACUGUUGUACAUAAUGCAAAAGGGUCAUAUGAUUCUGUGCUGCAUGAUAGCUUUGUUCAUCAAACCGAAUCAAAUUAAAUUUCUUUGAAUGAUGUUUUUGAAUCGGUAUGAUUCACUGAUUCAGCAAUCCAGGCGCAGCACUUAACAGCUCGCUGGAGAGGCAGAUUUUCUAUGAAUGACAAAGUUGCCAAAUGGCAUCAAAAGACAGCUACAAAUUACAAUAUUGUUUUUUUUUAAACUCUAGUGUACAUUCAUUACAAUUGGUUUGACAGGAUUGAACAGAACAGUUCUUAAAAUGUCUUUUGUAUGUGUUUGAAGUGACAUGGGAUUGAGUAAAUGAUGACAGUAUUGUCAUUUUUGAGUGAACUGGCCAUUAAAUAUGGUAAACAUCACAGCGAAGACCAUAUUUUUUCAGUUUUUUUUUUUUUUUUUUAUUGUUGUUGUUUUAAGCUUUUCUAUGUGUCAAGAAUUAAUCAUUCAUUUUCUAAGCCAAGAUUACAUGCCAGUGUGUUACUUCAGUAUUCUAAUGUGCUGCAGAUGAGCUUCAAAUAUUCAUGUUGCGCUUUGAGUCGAGUUGAGCAUAUUGUUUCCUGUAAAGCUGAAACAACCAUGUGCUCUCGCUGGAAUGCUGUCUCCGUUUUACGGUUUACUUUGAAGGCAAGCCCUGAAAUAUCUCCUCUGACCUUUCUGAAGAUUUAAACAGAAAAAAAGGUACCUGAGAGCUCACUGAUUUUUGAGUCCUCAAAGACUGUGAGAGAGUUCAUUUCCACAUAUUCUACAACACUAGCGAUUGUAACACUAAUGUGGGGCACAUAUGAUGUGUUAUUUUCUAAUAAAGCCACUUUAAGUAGCAAAACUAAUUAAGUAGCGGACUUAUAUAGUUUACAGUGCUAUCAGCUGUUUUGCCAAUUGAGAUGUUCAGUCAUAAAACUUGAGCAAGGACCUGAAUUGCUACACGUUUGCAACAUCUGUGCAUCUGAAUCUUUUUUUUUUAUUGUCAGUUUGAUAGUCUAUAAGGACAGAUUUACAUGGCUGUAUCAUAUUAAUCCUCAAAUAUAUAGUGUUGGGAGUUCAUUUCCCACUAAAUCUUCUCACUCAACUCUAAUUCAGCUGUUCGUGAUGUCAUAUUUCAAGUUUCCCUCAGCUCAUCUUAAUUAUGUUUUAGGACUCUUUCAUCUCAUGUUUACUCGUACUGUGCUUUCACCCCAUAUCCAAGUUGUUAAAUCUUGAUUUAUGGUAUUUACCUUUUUAUUUGGACUAAUGUUUUGACUUAUGAGUGGUGGAGGGACCUUUGGUUUUCUAAUAAAAAUGACUUACAUCAA
Messenger RNA from Cyprinus carpio (common carp), 5303 nucleotides. RefSeq names its product protein O-mannosyl-transferase TMTC3-like. Gene Ontology annotation, cellular component: endoplasmic reticulum. Gene Ontology annotation, molecular function: mannosyltransferase activity; protein binding. Gene Ontology annotation, biological process: protein O-linked glycosylation via mannose. Lineage: Eukaryota; Metazoa; Chordata; Actinopteri; Cypriniformes; Cyprinidae. The record is from RefSeq and is a predicted model, not a curated record.